GCAUUUGACUCAUCAGCGUUGCCAACUCUUUUCUUUUCUCUCUCUCUCUCUACGAUGAACCCUGCAGAGGCGAACAAGGACAGCGGCGUCAGACACUCCAAGCCAAUCCCAAUCGUCACCCACCACCUCCGCCACCGCUCGCUCUCCGCCGCCUCCGAUUCCUCUCCCUCUCCGGCAUCCCCUCCCUCUGUCCAGACCCCAUCCCCUGGCAGAUCCCAGCCGCUCUCCCCGUCGAGCGCCCCCAUUUUCCCGUUCUUGUCCCACUCUCCUGCCAAAGCAUCUGCCACUUUUCCGUUCCGUGGCUUCGGACCCCCUGUCUUUGAGGACGAGGCCAUGGAGAAAACGCCAGGUGCUGAUCAUGCCCGUCGUUCUAGCAUCAGCGGGGUGUUCGCACAGAAACCUGCUGUGGCUGAGGUGGUGCAACACGAGCGAGGCGUGAAUAUCUUGAGGCGUCUGUCUUUUGGCAGUGCAAAGAACCCAGCCGCACCCUCUACCAGCCCUCCCCAGCCUGCACCCCCGCCUAAUACCGCCGUAUCUACCUCCCCUGUCAUUCCCACUUCCUCGUUUGCGGGAAGGAAGCCGAAGCGGUCAGCGACGGUCACGGAGUCUGGAAGACCCCGCCGUGCACCCUCUCCUAUGGGCGAACGUAUUCUAAAAGGCCAUUUCGACAGCUUCAUCUAGAAGCAUCCCCUCCUUUGAUCGGUACCCACUUGUUACCUCGGACUACUCGUUCCUCCACCCGCGAACUCAUAAGGCAUCAUACUCACCAUACUCACUGAAACAAUUCUGAUUACCACAAGUAUUCUAUGAUGUCAUCGCCGCCUACGAUCCCACUCACAAUAUACGGGAGCAACCCUAUAUCAGUGGGCGGCUAAUACACUGACACGUCUGUUAUUUCGUGCAUUCCGCCUCCCUCCGUUUCCCAUUAUCAUGCCACGCGCAUUGUAUUCUUAUCUGCGGUUCCACGCCGCCCUUUUCAAUCGGUGUUGUCGGGCAGCUCAAUUCUCGUUGCUAUCUUGUAUACUAAGUGCUCGUAGGGAUACAUUUUUAUGUGCUUUUCGUUUUCCUCCUUGGAGCAAUCAAAUAUAUUUAUCGCGUCUCCUCA
This is a messenger RNA of Pisolithus orientalis, 1105 nucleotides long. RefSeq lists its product as uncharacterized. Bases 55 to 681 code for a protein of 208 amino acids. The record is from RefSeq and is a predicted model, not a curated record. The transcript is spliced from 3 exons. Lineage: Eukaryota; Fungi; Basidiomycota; Agaricomycetes; Boletales; Pisolithaceae.